AUGCGUCAGAUCACCUUAAGCCCAACGGUCCUUGUGGGAGGCUACUUCACCACGUCCAGCACCCCAAGACGAUCCUUCCCCUUGACCUCCAUGCGGAGCGCGCACGGGCGAUCUGACUCCAGCCACGACUCUUCCUCCCCGCCGUGGCCGUCCACUGCCGACGAUCUGACCCCGUACCACAUCCUUGGGCUGCAGCCCGGCGAGCCGUACCGCAAGGGCGCCUUCUACGAGCGGGUCAAGCUCUACCACCCCGACCGACACAGGGCCGUGCCGUCCGCGCUGGCCCCGGCCGUCCGGGCCUCCCGGUACCGGAUGGUCGUCGCCGCUCACAAUCUACUCUCCGACCCGCACAAGCGGCAGGCCUACGACCGUUGGGGCGUGGGGUGGAAGUGGGGCGUGACCACCGCCCCGCAGACGACCGCUGGGAGUGCUCGACGGACGUACACAUACACGUAUAACCGCCCUUCUGGGCCUGGGCCUGGUCCCGGCGGUGCCGGUGCCGGUGCUGGUGCUGACGGGAGUGACUACAGCAAUGCGACAGCUGCCGCCGACAGAAGCCCCCCCGCGCUGCGAUUCUUCUGCACGCGCUCCGGCCUGCUCCUUGUGGUCGUCAUCCUUGUCUUCUUCCAGAGCUGCCUCUUCAUCGUCCAGUACAAUAAGGCCCAGCUUCGCGCGUGGCAGGUCCAACAGCAGUGCCAGCGCUUGCUGGAGCGUCGCCGUACCCGCGCGGGCGACCUGGCUGCCCUGCCGGCCGCCCAGCUCGAGCGCUUUCUCCUCAGUCGUGACCCCGGUGGCAUGGGGCUGACGGGUGCCGAAGGAUACGUCUAUCGGGAUGUGCUGCCUACUUGCGCGCAUGGUCCUGUGUAG
Messenger RNA from Aspergillus uvarum CBS 121591, 867 nucleotides. RefSeq lists its product as uncharacterized. The record is from RefSeq and is a predicted model, not a curated record. Lineage: Eukaryota; Fungi; Ascomycota; Eurotiomycetes; Eurotiales; Aspergillaceae. The transcript has a single exon. Bases 1 to 867 code for a protein of 288 amino acids.